AUGUCCAAAGAACCAAGAGCGGCAGCAUCAGCACCACCCGAUGAAGACUCAACGCCCUAUCUUCAUCCUCAUCCUCACCCGACCAUUCGCCUCCAUACCACAAAAAACAAUACAAACGGCCCAGUGACAGGCUCCACCGAGAACAGGAACAACAACGGACUAGACGUCCACACCCAGCAAUACCCCUCUCGACGGAGAAGUCUCCUCCUCAGCGAUAGCGAGAUCAGCGUCCUGGAUCUCGGUCCUAGUCUUGAGUUUGAGGUUGAGGCGGAGGAGGGCCCGCUGCGUCUGCGUGAGGGGAAGUAUGCGCAGCGGGAUUGUCGAGGGGAAGAGGGGAAAUGGGGGAAGGGGGCGUCGUUGGCUGUUCCUGGAAGACAGGGUUCCGUUGAUGAGAGUGCUACCGCUGGUGGUGGUGUGGCUGUGGCUGUGGGUGUGAGGGUUAUUUCGUCGCCUUUGUUGUCGCCGUUGAGGACGACGAAGAAGGGGAAUAGAGGGAAGGUGAGGGGUCGGGAGUCAAGUGCGGAGAAGGGAGGUGAAGGGGAGAGGUUGUGA
Molecule: messenger RNA, 552 nt
Organism: Aspergillus lentulus
Lineage: Eukaryota; Fungi; Ascomycota; Eurotiomycetes; Eurotiales; Aspergillaceae
Source: RefSeq, a predicted model, not a curated record